AUUCAUAGUGUGAAGAACUAUAGAAUAUACCCGCAGUUCCAUGAGUUUAUUUUUGAUACUUUUAAGUUUUAACUUUAUUGUUUUUUAAAAUUAUCUUUGCUUAGUUGGCAGUUGGUCUCCGCGUUUUAUCAGAGGCUGAGAAGUCCCUUAAUCUUCAAAAUGGCCUACAUAGUAGACUUAAGAUCGGAUUGCGUAACGAAACCAACUAAAUCAAUGAAGCAUGCUAUGAUAAAUUCAGCAUUGGGAGAUGAUGUGUUUGGAGAAGAUCAAACUGUAAACAUGUUGGAGAGCAAAGUAGCAACUCUUUUAGGAAAACAGGCUGCAUUGUAUGUGCCCAGUGGGACUAUGUCUAACUUACUUGCUGUAAUGGUGCACUGUAAAAAGCGAGGCUCAGAGGCUAUUGUAGGAAAUCUCUCUCACAUUUACAAAUAUGAACAAGGAGGUGCAGCCCACCUAGCUGGUGUUUUGCUCAGUACAAUACAAAACAAACCAGAUGGUACCUUUGACCUAUAUGAGCUUGAAAAGAAAUUUCGAGGUGAUGACAUUCACGAACCAAUCACAUCAUUGGUUGCGAUUGAAAACACACAUAAUAGUUGUGGUGGAAAGGUGCUUCCCUUAGAAUGGGUCGACGAGUUAUCAGAAAUAUGCAAGAAGCAUUCCAUCCCGUUGCACAUGGAUGGAGCGAGAAUGAUGAAUGCCAGUAUAGCAUUGAAGGAACCACCUUCGAGGCUGGUUCAGGGGUGUGACAGCAUCUCCAUCUGCUUUAGCAAAGGUCUUUCUGCUCCGGUUGGGUCAUGCCUAGUCGGUUCAUAUCAUUUUAUUGAACAAGCUCGCCGCCUCCGCAAAAUGCUAGGGGGAGGAAUGCGGCAAGCGGGGGUUAUAGCCGCAGCGGCAGUGGUCGCUUUGGACGAAGUCACGCCUCUCUUGGAGUUCGACCACAAGCGAGCGCAGAUAUUGGCUAAGACUAUUCACGGCCUGCAGCUGAAUAAUUUCUCAGUGGAUGUGUCAGGAGUCCAUACUAACAUUGUCAUGGUGAAUAUAUCUAAAGAUAUCCCGCUUCAGGCUGAACAACUGGUGCAGAGACUGCAGCAGGUCUCCUUGGAUGAGACGCAGGGCGACUGCAAAACUUCGAACGAUGAAGGCGUUAUUGUCAAAGCUGUGAGUUUUUCCGAUAAGAUAAUGCGGUUAUGUUUGCAUGCGGACAUAACCGAUGAAGAAUUGUGGAUGGCCAUCAUGAAGAUUACUUUUGUCUUUAAACAGUUGGACGCACAUUACAGCACUAAGUAGGUUUAUGAGGUACCAGUUAAGUCAACUAGUUCACGGACAAUAAUGGCUCAAUAUUAAUUUGCUUAUGUAUGUCAAACUACUAUUUUAUAUAUAUCCUUAGAAAUUUGUUUACAAAUCGCAAAGUAAUCAUUAACCAAUAAAAAUCUACUGUGACGAGUUGCAAUUGCCUUAAUUUCAAUAUUUUGACGCAUUGGUUUAAUUGUAAGCAUUAACAUAACUCGAAUAUUUUAUCGACAUAUAAUUAUAAUCCUAACCUGAAACAUGGGUAUUGGCGGAAUAAGAAUGUAAAUGAUCUAUGUAAAAAGCAUUUACUUAAGCAUUUGUAGUAAAUAGAAAGGACUGACAGAACCUUAAUCAGUUGAUACACAAUACUUUGUGAUUGUUUCUUGACUUUAGCAUUUAUCAGUCCUUAUAAACAAUUAUAAUAAUUCCAUGACUACAAUUACAUUUAGAAUUUAUAUAUAAAUUGUUAAAUAAUUUUGUGGAUUAUAUUUAGUCUAUUAUUGUGA
Pieris brassicae (large cabbage white) is the source of this 1796-nucleotide messenger RNA. Its product is annotated as probable low-specificity L-threonine aldolase 2. The record is from RefSeq and is a predicted model, not a curated record. Bases 160 to 1287 code for a protein of 375 amino acids. The transcript is spliced from 8 exons. Gene Ontology annotation, cellular component: cytosol. Gene Ontology annotation, biological process: L-threonine catabolic process; glycine biosynthetic process. Gene Ontology annotation, molecular function: L-allo-threonine aldolase activity. Lineage: Eukaryota; Metazoa; Arthropoda; Insecta; Lepidoptera; Pieridae.